AUGGCCGAUCCGCUCCGCAGGACGCUCUCCAAGCUGCGGGGCAGAAGGUCCCAGCGAGGCGCGGCGGCGGGCGCCGGGCACCGCCACGGCGGGGUCUGCGCCCCGCAGGAUUUCAUAGAAAAUGUUUACAUAGCUUCGAGAAGCAGGAAGGAGCCCAAGUGCCCCCAGGCCAGCGAGGUGCCCGAGCACAGGCCGCAGGUGAACAGCAUAACCGUUUCCAAGAAACGCAGCUGGCUGCAGCAGAGCACCCACCGACGACCUCCUCCUCCUCUGGAAGAAGAAGAUGCCUGUAAGGAAGCGCACGGGGCUGUUACCAUGGUACCCAAAUCUCCCAUCCCGCUGCCCGAGCCCGCAGUGCCGUGGGCUCCCUCCAUGUCGGCAGUGGGGCGGGAGUGCCCGGCGCGGAGCUGUGCCCUGCCGGGCCCGGCCCCGCUGAGGAGCGCUGCCUUGGACUGCGGUGAGGAUGGCGACGCGGAUGAUGAAGGAGAAAUAUGGUACAACCCGAUCCCUGAAGAUGAUGAGCCCGACUUGCCCGGCGUCCACCCUUCUGCUGUGAAUAGCCUUGCUGCUGUGGGCUCCCCAUCAGUUUGGUACAAAGCCCACCCUGGGGGUGACUCUGGGGUGGCCACGAGUCCCCUGGAGGGUCCCACACGUUCCGUGGAGAGCACGGGGAGCAGCUGGACGGCACAGCUCGGUGAGGGGAGUCAGUCGGAUGCCGUGCAGCCCGGGGAACACACGCAGCAGCACCGGCAGAAGUUUGCCUGCAAGGCUCCCAGUGUGCCAACAGCAGAGGACAAUCCUGCCUUCAAGUGCCCUUCCACAGGGUUUGGAGCUGCUCUUGCACGCAAGCCUGACAUACCUUCCAUGGAGGUUUCUCCUCCAAGUCCCAGUCCCCUGAAAAAAAGUGGAUCAAUCAACUGGCCUUUCCCUGAUAGAAUUAAAUCUCCCAGGACCGUGAGGAAGCUUUCCAUGAAAAUGAAAAAGCUGCCAGAACUGAGCAGGAAGCUGAGUGUGAAGGGAACUUCAAGCCAUAGUAGUUCAGAUAAUCCUCCUUCCCUGCUGAAGGGUAGCUGCCGGGAUACAAGCCAUACAGUGUCUUUGCCUUCUUCUGGAAACUCAACCACAGCUGCCAGCAGGAAUGUGAUAAGCCGUUACCAUCUUGACAGCAGUGUGUCCUCACAACACACCUACAAAAAGAAGAGCUCAAGGAGCUCCAAAUCCUUCAACAAAGGUGGUUACCUCAGUGAUGGUGACUCUCCUGAACUUAUAGCAAAAUCAGGUAAACACAGACAUGAAGCAAAGUAUGGGAAAGGAAAGGAGAGCCUUCCAAGUAACAGUGGUAAACCUGAAAUAGAUAUCGAUGCCUUCAGACACUACAACUUUUCUGAUCAACCCAAGUGCUCUCAGUACAUCUCUGGACUCAUGAGCAUUCACUUUUAUGGUGCUGAAGACUUAAAACCACCACGAAUAGACUCAAAAGAUGUCUUUUGUGCAAUACAGGUUGACUCAGUAAACAAAGCAAGAACUGCCCUGCUCACAUGUAGGACAACAUUUCUUGACAUGGACCACACAUUCAACAUAGAAAUCGAAAACGCUCAGCACUUAAAGCUGGUGGUGUUCAGCUGGGAACCCACCCCACGGAAAAACCGAGUGUGUUGUCAUGGAACUGUGGCUCUUCCCACUCUCUUUCGGGUCACCAAAACACAUCAGCUGGCUGUCAAACUGGAGCCCAGGGGGCUUAUUUAUGUCAAGCUGUCACUCAUGGAGCAGUGGGAGAACUCUCUCGAUGGCCUUGAUGCAGACCGUGAGCCUGUGAUGUUUGGGGUAGAUGCUCGAAAAGUUGUAGAGAAGGAAAAUGCAGGCUUGAUGGUGCCACUUUUGUUGCAGAAAUGCAUUCUGGAGAUUGAAAAGAGAGGCUGUCAGGUGGUGGGUCUGUACCGGCUCUGUGGCUCGGCAGCGGUGAAGAAAGAGCUUCGGGAGGCGUUUGAGAGAGACAGCAAGGCUGUUACUCUCUGUGAGAGCCAGUACCCAGAUAUUAAUGUCAUAACAGGUGUCCUAAAGGAUUAUCUGCGAGAGCUGCCCUCUCCCCUAAUAACCAAGCAGCUCUAUGAAGCAGUAUUGGAUGCCAUGGUGAAAAAUCCCUUGAAAAUGACAGCAAAUGGUUGUGAGAAUGACCCAAGUGAUUCUGAGCACACAGCAGCCCUUCUGGAUUGCCUGCCAGAUGUUGAGAAGGCUACCCUGAAGAUGCUGUUGGAUCACCUGAAACUGGUGGCUUCUUACCACGAAGUAAAUAAGAUGACGUGCCAGAAUUUAGCUGUGUGUUUUGGCCCUGUGUUACUGAGCCAGAGGCAGGAGACCACCAACCAUAACAACAGAGUCUUCACAGACUCAGAAGAGCUUGCUAGUGCCCUGGACUUCAAAAAGCACAUAGAGGUUCUUCACUACUUACUUCAGUUGUGGCCAGUUCAUCACUCACCUGCCAAAGAAGCAUCACAUCUGAAUGCAUUUACUGAGCACUCAUCCUCCCUGAAUUACCUGAGACCCAAGAGGCAGAGACCUCAGAUGCUGAAUCUGAGCGGCACCGAGGUGUCGGGGCUGCUCAGACCAAGGCCGGCAGGUCUAGACAGCCCAUCGAGCAACCGCUACGCUGGGGACUGGAGCAGCUGUGGGGAGAACUAUUUCUUAAACCCCAGGGACUGCCUGGGUGAGGCAGACUAUGAUGAUGUCCCUUCAGAGGACACAGAGAGUGGAGAUGACAGCAGCAAAGCCGAGGAGCUGGACGCUCCUGCGAGACGCCCUGAGCCCAGCCCCGGGGAGCACCCCUUUGGGAGCUACCUGACAGUGCAAGCUAUAGACUCUGCAGUGGAUCACAGGACACACCUCAAGGACCUGCAGGAAAGUAUUGAUACUCUCAUAGGAAACCUGGAAAGGGAACUCAAUAAAAACAAACUAAAUAUGAGUUAUUAAAUCCUGUCCUGCGUAACAUCUCCUUGUGCCUCCAUGGCCCUUGUUGGGCUUCCCUAGCUGUGUGAGGAGUGACGGUGCCCCUGAACACCUUGUGGUAAGGCCACGGCCCACCUUGUGUUAGCACAUUUUAAGCCAUUCCGUAAUGUUUCUGCCUUUCUGUCUGAAGGCAUUGUCUUGAUUUGUGUUGGAGACAAGCUUAGACUGUGAUGUGAUUCCACGUAGUGGCAUUUCUCCCUAAAAACACUAUGCACUUAGGUGGCCUGGGCAGUACCUGAUAGAAGACAAAGCAACAUCUUUGCUGUCAGUGGCGGCAGAAUUCCUCAUUCCUGGCUCCAGUACAGAUGUUCCUCUCAGAAGAGGAUGAACGCUGCUCGGCCUGACUUUUGCAGCAGGGACUUGAGAUGGACCUGUUUUACUAUAUAUGCAAUGGCUGCUAUGAAAAAUGCUUUAUAUAAUAUUUAUAUAUAAAGUUUUAAUUGUACAAAUAUUAACAUAUUACUGUAUUAACACUUUUCGGUAAUUAUUUAAACAAGCAAAAAUAAAUAUUUUUCUAACCUUGUUUGUACAUAUAUAUGUAUAAAUGUGCAUGUGUCUGUAGCCAUCUUUGAAAAGGAAAGGUCUCAGAAUUAUGAAAUGUUCCCAUUUCUAGGAAGACAUGUUCAGUGAUGCCAGGACAAGGUUACCCUUUGGGUAACACAGCAUUUGAUUUAUGCACAGAAACAUGGCCAGAGAGAAGGUAGGGUGAAUGAUUAAUGGAAAUGACCUUGUGUAUUGCAGGAACAGCUGUUUGCAGGUGUUCACUAUUAACUCUCACACACACACCACCCUUUCUCUGUUUGUUUGGGUUUUUUUCCUUACUGCAUUGUUUGUUUCUUGCUC
Molecule: messenger RNA, 3846 nt
Organism: Pseudopodoces humilis (Tibetan ground-tit)
Lineage: Eukaryota; Metazoa; Chordata; Aves; Passeriformes; Paridae
Gene: SYDE2
Product: synapse defective Rho GTPase homolog 2
Biological process (GO): cell migration; signal transduction; regulation of Ras protein signal transduction
Cellular component (GO): synaptic membrane
Molecular function (GO): GTPase activator activity
Source: RefSeq, a predicted model, not a curated record